UUGGCCUAACCGGCGACCACAAAUAUUUACCGGCGGAAUAGCCUUCCGUGAGUAUCAAUACCUAAAAUUCUAGUCUUGAUAGGUUUUCAAGAUUUAUUUUUCUUUGGUUAAAUUAAACUGUUUCCUUUUCCAAGUAUAAGUGGGAGUUCUAGUUUGGGUUUAAUAUGGAAUUCAGUUUUCUUAUUUAAGAACUAAUUGUGCGAUUAGAUUUGUAGAAAAUCUUUUUCUUCUUCUUAUAUAUUACCAAGAUUGUUGGUCCCAAGAUGAAUAUUACUAUGGAAGAUAUUCCGAUUAAUCCUAAUUGGACCCGUCUAGAUAUUUUGGCUGUUGUUUGUGAACGUGUUCUUGAAGAAGAAGAAGAAAUCGUCAAGGAAACUGCAAUGCACGAAGCAGAGAGUCGGGAAAAAUUAAUGAGAGUAGAAAACCCCAAUAGACCAAUAGAUGAUCAAGUUAAAACACGAAUAAAAACAAGAAAAAGGGAGUAUGAUCCAGAAGAUAAACGUCGUCGUAUUAUUGGAAAAAAGAGGAAAAAAUCUGAAACAGGGAAAAUCCUUCCAAUGCCCCAAAUUGUCAAGGAUCGAAUCAAUCAGUUGGAGAAAGGUGUAAAAGAGGUGAAAUUUAUUAUUGAAAAAGAAAUAUUCAAAACGGAUUGUGGUGAACAUCAAAACCGUCUCUCCAUACCAAUAACACAAGUUGUGGAAAAAUUUCUAACAGAUGAAGAAGAAAAGUAUCUCUGUAUGCCUAGUAAUGGCAAUAGAAUUAACUUUAAGAAAGUCCGAGUGAUUGAUCCGUCCCUCGAUAUUUAUGAAUUGGAAUUAAGGAGAUGGAAGAUGACAGAGAGCGCAAUUUAUGCGUUGAAUGGAAAGUGGACUAAAAUGCGUGUUCGUAAUAAAAUCAAAAAAGGCAAUACGAUUCAAAUCUGGGCUGUUCGAAUGGAUGACGACGAAUUAAUUAUUGUUAUUAUGAAGCUUUCUCCCGAUGAGAAAACGAAGGUGAUCAACUAGCAAUAAACGAAGAAAAUGAUGAUAAUGAAGUUACAAUACAAAAAGUUAAUAGUGAAGAGCAAAACGAUAGUGAUAGCACAGAAAAUCUUGCUCAUUAGAGGAGUAUAUAUCUAUAUCUAUAUUAUAUUAUAUAAAGAGAGAUAGAAACAAUACAUUUAUUUUUUUCCGUUU
Molecule: messenger RNA, 1175 nt
Organism: Solanum lycopersicum (tomato)
Lineage: Eukaryota; Viridiplantae; Streptophyta; Magnoliopsida; Solanales; Solanaceae
Product: B3 domain-containing protein At2g32645-like
Molecular function (GO): DNA binding
Source: RefSeq, a predicted model, not a curated record